AUUAUUGUGGCAACUCCGGGGCGGCUUUUGGACUUCAUUGAUGCGUCCAUGCUGGACAUAGGCUUGGUGGGGUACCUUGUGUUGGAUGAGGCGGACAAGAUGCUGUCGCUUGGCUUACGGCCGCAGUUGGAUCCCUAUGCUCUAUAUGUCCAGGUGCUGCUCUUCACGGCUACAAUGCCAGUUGAGCUGGAGGAGACGGCUCAACAGUGGCAGCAGAAACCUGUGGUGCUGCAUGUCAGCGUUUCAGGGGCCUCGAUCAGCCGCUCAGUGGUCCAGGUCUGUCGCUGCCUGAUGAUAAUGCAUGGAAACCUUUUGCUGCAGGAGGCCAGCAAGGGCACGCGCAACCCACCGCGCGUCCUGGUGUUUGCCAACCGGAUCAAGACAGUGCGCUUUCUGCACACCACCAUCUCCGCUGCCGGGAUGAAGGCUGCCACGCUGCAUGGAGACCGGUCACAAGCGGAGCGCGAGGAGGCGAUGCGCGACUUCAGGAGCGGCAAGGUGCAAAUUCUCGUGGCGACUGAUGUGGCGGCGCGCGGUCUGCACAUCCGCGGGCUACCCUACAUUAUAAACUACGAUUUCCCCUCGCGCCUGGAACCCUACAUUCACCGCGUCGGCCGCACCGGCCGCCUCGCCUCCAGCGGCCACGCCUUCAGCUUUUUCACGCGCAAUCUCGCGCCCCUUGCGCGCCCCUUGCUCGCCCUCCUGCAGGUGCGCCACCCCUCGCGUGCUUAA
Messenger RNA from Coccomyxa subellipsoidea C-169, 732 nucleotides. Its product is annotated as P-loop containing nucleoside triphosphate hydrolase protein. The annotation marks the transcript as partial. Lineage: Eukaryota; Viridiplantae; Chlorophyta; Trebouxiophyceae; Coccomyxaceae. The transcript has 5 exons. The record is from RefSeq and is a predicted model, not a curated record. Gene Ontology annotation, molecular function: ATP binding; RNA binding; RNA helicase activity.